AACUCGUCAUUCCACCUCCCACCACGUUAUACAACCAUGUCUUCUGUGGCCACAAGAAAAACAAGAAGAACGCAACCCACAGUUUCAGCCACACCACACUCUUUUCUCUCUUCCAACAACAAUGGCUGAUGUGACGUACCUCCACCGCACCCACCACCACGAACCCGACGACGACCAAACCCUAAUCCCCUUACCUUUCUGGUCACCAUCCGAUUUCGAUUUCUACUCCUCCGAUCCCGAAUUCCCCCACCACCACCACAACCACCACUUAUCCCACCGUGAAAACCAGGUCAAUUUCGUCAUGGACCUCUUCCACCAGCGCGUUGAGCAAUCCUCCCACCACCUCACCGACGAUGAUCCCCUUCCUCAAUCCCUCACCGACUCCGUCUUCGACGGACUCGGCCUCGAUUUAGGGUUCGCCCCUGACGACGACACCGACGAUUUCUUCCCCGCUGCCGGAUCCGGAACCCUCGACGACCUCGCCGCGCAAAUCGCCGGGUUCGUGUCUGAUUCCGACGACGAGGACCCCGACGGGGUACUCGGGAUCUGUGUUCACUCCGACGCGGAGGAGCGGAACGAAAACGACGACGUUUCGGGGAUUCCUCUGUGUUGGGACUCGCUGCAGUUGGAGGAGAAUAUCAGAGACAGCACCAGCUAUGAGGAUUUCGAGUGGGAGGAGGUUGACGGCCGCGUCGACGAGAGGGAGGUUCUGAGUAUGUUCGCCGUCGUCGACGAUGACAGGUCGGUUUCCGUUUCGAUUUCUCCGAUUGAAGAAGAAGAACAAGAAGAAGAAGAUGAUGAUCAAUUGGAACUCAACAUGAGGGUAGGUUCCGGCGUGGAGAAUUUGGAGUGGCAAGUGUUGUUGAACGCCGACAAUUUGGAGGGGACGAGCCCUGAAACGGAGCCAUAUUUUGAGGACAACGACGAUUACAUCUACACUGCGGAGUACGAGAUGAUGUUCGGGCAAUUCGCGGAGAACGAAAACCCGUUGGCGGGUAGGCCUCCGGCGUCUGCCUCCGUCGUUGAGAGCCUUCCGGCGGUGACGGUGAAGGAAGACGACGUGGGCAACAACAAUGCGCUAUGUGCUGUUUGUAAGGAUGAUUUUGUUGUUGGGGAAGAGGUGAAGCAGUUGCCAUGCUCGCAUCGUUACCAUGGUGAUUGCAUUGUGCCUUGGUUGGGGAUUAGGAAUACAUGCCCUGUUUGUCGCUAUGAGUUUCCUACUGAUGAUGCUGAUUAUGAGCGUAGGAGGGUUCAGAGAUCUGCACAGAGCCUGUGAGUGAAGUGAUGAUGAUGAUGAUGAUGAUGAUGAUGAUGGGGUUUCUGAAUUUCUCAGCGCAAGCUAGCUAGGCUGUUAAGUUUAGGUUUUUUUUUCUUUUCUUCUUUUUGGGGUUGAGAAGAAUUAAUUGCAUGCGUUUGGUAAUUUUGCAAAUUUUCACAUUGGAGAUUUUAUUUUAUGAGACAUACAUCAUAAAAUUGAAUCAAUUUUCCUAGGAAUAUCAUACACAUUUGUUGUACUUUGUGAAUGUUACUAUACUUGUGGGUUGGUAAUUUGGUAUCUAUCUUGUGUUUUACUUACAUUGGUUGUUGGAUUGGUAGGACCUCUGUGAAGUGGAAAGUAGGUGCAUUUUGGAAGAAAACAUUGCUAGUUGGUAUUCUUUGAUCAGGAUUCUGCACUUCAAGUUUUGAUAAGGAUAAUAAACAAAUUGGCCAACUUUGCCUUUAA
This is a messenger RNA of Lotus japonicus, 1723 nucleotides long. Its product is annotated as E3 ubiquitin-protein ligase CIP8. The record is from RefSeq and is a predicted model, not a curated record. The transcript has a single exon. Gene Ontology annotation, molecular function: ubiquitin protein ligase activity. The coding region runs from base 122 to 1276 and encodes 384 amino acids. Gene Ontology annotation, biological process: protein ubiquitination. NCBI's taxonomy places the organism in Eukaryota, Viridiplantae, Streptophyta, Magnoliopsida, Fabales, Fabaceae. Gene Ontology annotation, cellular component: cytoplasm.